UGUAAUCAUUAAGUAAUGUAAAAUUUUAUUUCAGUUUUUUUUAACAAAUAAAAAAGCCCGCGCAAUUUUUCGGUUAAAAAUCGCAUCCAGAUAAAAAAAAAUAAAACAAUGUCAUUCGUUCAAUUAAUUUUAAUGACAUCAUUCACUUUAAUAGUGACGUCCCAUGUACCAGAAAAACGACAUAUCGACUUUCAAGAACGAUUUAUGGAGAGGCGAAGAGAACGAGAAAUAAAAGACCAAGGAUUAAUUAAAACGGAGAAUGAAGAGCUUAACGACAUAGAAAUUGUCGACGACGUACCGCACUAUUUAAAAAAAGGAUGCAAAUCUUCGAAAAAAUGGCAUAGAAUUGAAACUUUUGAGAAAGAUUUCAGACGUUUGCUUGCAAUGGAUGGUAUGAAGUACACUUAUAAACGAGAUUUCUACUGGAGAACUUGGCGUAGGGUGGCCUCUCAUGGUGGUACUGAGAGAACUGUGUGCUACAAGUGCAAUAAUAUAGUUCAGGUGCCAGGAUUACAAAAUUGUGGAAUGUGGACAAUCGAGGAAAAAGCUCCACCUUGUCCGUACGAGUUUUUCUCAGUAAUCACUGACAAGCGACUGUGUGGAGCCUACUACACUCAGUACACAGACACGCGAACUUCAUGCCCUAGCAUCAUCAAUUUCUCCGACUUAACAUCUACAUGUGACAAUCCUAUUGAGACAAAAUGGCGUUUCACCAAAAUGUACGGUGUAGCAGAAGAUUCGAAAAAUAAAAACAUUAUUUGUGAUGACCAAGACUCUUGCGAAAUUAUCACGUCUUAUGAGAUGACUCCAAACUACGUUAUAUUCAGAAUAAUCAACUCAACCAACGACGUCAUUUACUCACGAAUUAUGAAACCAAACCACAUGAACUACAUUUGCAUAGACGAUUGUGGACGUUUCAACCAAAAUACGAAAAAAAUCGGUAAAAUCGAUAUCCCACUAAAACUAAAUCUCCUCACUACCCAAAAUAGUGAAGAAAAAAUACCGGAACAGAGAAAAAAUAUUCAAAUAAAUGAACUGAAACAUCAGAACGAUACAUUAUCUGUAUCUGUGCCAUUGACAACUAAAACUCACAUAACUGAAGCUGUCUUUAGCAAUUUCCCGCCAUUCGAAGUUCAUAAAGUGUCAAAACCAGUUACCGCGAAAGUGAUAAACAAAAUUCCGAUAUUAUUGGAACGCAGAUACAAACCUAAAGUGAAAAAAAGACAGCCAAAUAAUUUAGACUUACACGAAUAUAUAAGAAAGCAUAUUUUUCCGAAAAUUAAGCUGUACAGAUGGCAUCAAUUAAAUGAUGAUGAUGAGGAUUCAGAUUAUAAAACAUUGGAUUCUGUCGAAGAUGGGGAUUUCAAUGCAACAGAACGUAAUUUUAUAAUUUCAAGAUGGCAGAGAGUAGAAGGUACUGUUGCUAGCGCUGAAUCCAACAUAGGGUAGAUUACUUAUUUUUAUUUUUAACGUCCGUCUUGUAGAUUAUUUUAAAAUAUUAGAUAUGUAUUUUUCAUUUUCUUACGGAAACAAAUCCUUUAGAUCCUGGCUUACAGGAGUUGCAGCGGUAUGGGAUAAUGUGGCGGGCUUCUCCCAUCGAAAAAAUAUAUCGAUUAGAAAAAUCGCGGGACGUCACUUCUACGUAGAAAAGACAUAUUUGCUCUUCUUAACAUUGAUUCGUUUUAUCUAAAUAUUGUUAUCUUAUACAACAAAAAAAAAUACGUGUCUAAUAUUUUUUCAUUACCUAACUGACAGACUAAAUAGAUUGUUAAUAUUCACACCCCGUCAUCAUUCCUAUUAGAAAUAAAUGAAACAACUAGUUUUAAAAUACAAUAAAGUAUAAUUAAGGCACAAUAUUUAUAUUUAGAUAUACCUAUUAUAAAAUGUAUAACAUGCUAUAUUUGUAUAACGUAACACGUAAUUUGUAACUAAUUUAGGACAUCUACAGCUUGGUACACACAUAGCCGUGUAGCAGGUAACGUAUCAGAUACUGUAUCACCCUGCAAGUGGGUACGGUUGGUCCAUGGUCCACAGCGUAUCUAGCUACGAGCCGCCUUUGUGUUCGCAAGAGGGUUGCUAGAUGACCAGUGCCAGCGUAAGGGCCAAUGAUACCCCAGCGAAAAUAUUGUGGCGCCCACUUGAGGGAAGCAAUAUCAAGUGUUAGUUUUUUGCUAAUCCCUAGUAAAAAUAUUUUAUUUGUGUUAUAAAUAUUUGGACACAAGGCCCUUAUUAAAUCUACAUCUAACACAGCAUUCAGAACAGAAUCAUACCGAUAUCUCCAGGAGAGGCAAGAGACUCCAACUUCUGACUUUGGCGCCCCCAGAAUUUUUCGCCCUGGGCCAUCGUAAUCGUCGGCCAAUAUAAAGAAAACAGAAUGUCUGUCUAUCCGUCAGUCCUCUAGUUGCUCUAUUUGCUCGUUCCAAAGUGUAGAUUCCUAUGGAGAACAACAAGCAAGAAACUCCAUAGGUUACUCUUUUUCAAUCCGGUUGACAAUACAAUUCUUGCUUACAUUGUUUCGUUAGUUCAAUUAUGUGAGAAUAAUGUAUCACCAAUAUUUACGUCUACGUACUCACUGGAUACAGUAUCUGAUACGUUACGUGCUACGCGGCUAAGUGAGUACCCAGCUUACUAACUUUUAAGUCUACUUAAUAAUGCUAGCACCACACUUUACAACAAUGAGAAAUCUAUUUAGACUUCACACAAAAUAAUGAAAUUAUGUAUUAUGUCAAAAGAUGUGAUUAACUAAAAAUCACGGUUUACUCACGUAAAUUAAUGGAGAAAAGCUCUACUAGCUUCGAGUCACAGAGGGACUCUUCAUCAUGAGCAGCGUGCGCAGACACGGCGACGUCAC
Messenger RNA from Spodoptera frugiperda (fall armyworm), 2851 nucleotides. RefSeq lists its product as uncharacterized. Bases 109 to 1449 code for a protein of 446 amino acids. Lineage: Eukaryota; Metazoa; Arthropoda; Insecta; Lepidoptera; Noctuidae. The record is from RefSeq and is a predicted model, not a curated record. The transcript is spliced from 3 exons.